Molecule: messenger RNA, 1908 nt
Organism: Osmerus eperlanus (European smelt)
Lineage: Eukaryota; Metazoa; Chordata; Actinopteri; Osmeriformes; Osmeridae
Gene: nsun5
Product: NOP2/Sun RNA methyltransferase 5
Exons: 10
Coding region: 288-1739 (483 amino acids)
Biological process (GO): rRNA base methylation
Cellular component (GO): nucleolus
Molecular function (GO): RNA methyltransferase activity
Source: RefSeq, a predicted model, not a curated record
AUUCUACUUACAACACUAGUUAAUGCAAAAUUUCCGUGUCGACAGCAAUCCAAUUACAAAUUGCCGACGUAUAACCUAACUGAUUUGCAGAAGUCGUGGUCAUUCAGCUUGUGAAAAGUCGAAAGCACUUUGGGUUCUAACGUAAAUGUACAAAUAUUUUCAGCAGGACGUAAAGCAGAUUUGCAUCCUACGGAAACGUGGAUGUCGUGGAAAUAUUGUUAGACUGCUGUGGUAUAUUUGAGAACAUUAUUCCUGUAUACUACUGGCUGUGUGCUUAUUACUAAGCCAUGGCGUUGUACAAAAAUGCUUCAGAGAUUCUCGAAAAAGUGGAAAGGAAGAAGGGUACAGUAAAGACGCUGGUUUACGACAGUAAAUUCCAGAAUAUCAAGCAGCUCUUUGCCCUGGUUUGUGAGACACAGAAGUUUUCAUCUGUCAUCCAAGAGAUUAUCGACUCCACUCAGCUCCUCAAAAAGACCAAACUCAAAAUGAAUCUGGCAAAGGUGUUGGUGUAUGACUUGCUGAUUGGCCAAGGGCUUAAAUGUGGCGGUGGCUGGAAGGUCGUGCUGAUGAAGCAUCGCUCCGCACUGCACGCGGCCCUGGCUCGUAUGAAGAUCAAGAAGAAAGUCAGCCGAAACCAGGACCUGCUCCCCAUCGCGGUACAGAACCCCGAAGGCGACGAGCUCCCAAGGUAUGUGCGAGUGAACACGCUGAAGACGAAGGUGGAAGACGUCGUCGACUAUUUCAAGAGGGACGGCUUUUCUUACCAUGGACAAGCCUACAGGCUUGAGGACUUGACCACCCUGAGAGGGAAAACCUUUGUAGGUGAUCUGCAUCUGUCAGACCUGUUAGUUUUUGCAGCCAAAACAGAUUUCCACGACCAUUAUCUGUACAAAGCUGGUCACAUCAUACUGCAGGACAAGGCAAGCUGUCUUCCAGCGUACCUCCUGAAACCUCCCGCUGGCAGCCACGUCCUCGACGCUUGUGCCGCCCCUGGGAAUAAAACAAGCCACCUUGCUGCCAUCAUGAACAACACAGGGAAACUGUUUGCCUUCGACCUGGAUGCCAAGCGCCUGUCCACGAUGUCCACUCUCCUGCUUCGUGCAGGAGUCACAUGUCAGCAGCUGGCCAAUGAGGACUUCUUAAAGGUGGACCCGCACAGCACCCUGUAUAAAGAUGUUCAGUACGUUCUACUGGACCCAUCGUGUAGUGGAUCAGGAAUGGUCUCUUUGAAGAAUGAGGCCUCGUCCCAGACGGCGCAGGACAAGCGUCUGCAGGCCCUAGCAGCCUUCCAGCUGCGCUGUCUGAACCACGCCCUGCGCUUCCCGCGCCUGCAGCGCCUCGUCUACUCCACCUGCUCCGUCCACACUGAGGAGAACGAGCAGGUGGUGGCCGCCUGCCUGCAGGACAACCCUGGCUUCAGGCUGGUGUCAGUGCUUCCACAGUGGCCAGAGCGCGGCCUGGCCCCUCUGACCCAGUGCCUGCGAGCGAGCGUUGCCAAGACUCACACCCACGGCUUCUUCGUGGCUCUGCUGGAGAGGCACACGGCUGAGAGCAAAGUCCAGGUCACCCCGACAAUUCUCCCAGUCACCGAGUCGAGUUCAAGUUUGCCACUCGGCGAGGAGAAACCAGGCGCUGAAGAGCCCAUCAUCAAAGAACUUGAACCUACAGAUAUGCAGACAGACAGCUCAGCAAGAAAGAAGACUAAGAAAAAGAAGAAAAAGAAGACCAAAGUUCAGUGAUAACUGUCAUCUGCUAGGGUAUGCCAACAGACACGGCAAUACAACCAUGGUUCUGUCAACGUUUUCAAAUCCUUCUGUCCAAUCUCAAUUAGCCCUUGUUACCUCAGUUGGACUUUUCAAUGUAGGCAUCAUAUCUUGCCCAUGUCUCGAAUAAACAUUUGAAACCGAG